Molecule: messenger RNA, 2569 nt
Organism: Dama dama (fallow deer)
Lineage: Eukaryota; Metazoa; Chordata; Mammalia; Artiodactyla; Cervidae
Gene: RPH3AL
Product: rabphilin 3A like (without C2 domains)
Exons: 11
Coding region: 482-1360 (292 amino acids)
Biological process (GO): intracellular protein transport
Molecular function (GO): small GTPase binding
Source: RefSeq, a predicted model, not a curated record
AAGAGAGCAACAGUGGAUGAAAUGGUCGGAUAACAUCACCUACUGAAUGGACAUGAGUUUGAGCAAACUCUGGGGCAAUAGUGGAGGACAAGGAAGCCUGGUGUACUGCAGUCCAUGGAGUCGCAAAAGAAUCAGACACGACUUAGUGACCGAACAGCAACAUCCAAGCAGUUGAGCUGAUACCAGGAGGAAAGGCCAUGUGGACACACAGCAGGAAGGCAGCUGUCUCCAGGCCAGGAAGAGAACCCUCACCAGGAACCAAAUUGCCUGGCACCUUGACCUUGAACUUCUAGCCUCCAGAACUGUGAGAAAAAAAGGUCAGGAAGAUCUCCUGGAGAAGGAAAUGGCAACUCACUCCAGUAUUCUAGCCUGGGAAAUCCCAUAGACAGAGGAGCCUGGUGGACUGCAGUCCACGGGGUCACAAGGAGUCAACAACAGUAAAGCAGGUGUGACUCCCCACCCUGGGUGGCCGCUCCAAACCAUGGCUGACACCAUCUUCGGCAGUGGCUGUGAUCAGUGGGUUUGCCCCAAUGACCGGCAGCUUGCCCUGCGAGCCAAGCUGCACACCGGCUGGUCUGUGCACACCUACCAGACAGAGAAGCAGAGGAGGAGCCAGAGCCUCAGCCCGGCCGAGGUGGAGGCCAUCCUGCAGGUCAUCCAGAGGGCCGAGCGCCUCGACGUCCUGGAGCAGCAGAGGGUCGGGCGGCUGGUGGAGCGGCUGGAGACCAUGAGGCGCCACGUGAUGGGGAACGGCCUCUCCCAGUGUCUGCUCUGCGGGGAGGUGCUGGGCUUCCUCGGCAGCUCCUCCGUGUUCUGCCAAGACUGCAGGAAGAAAGUCUGCACCAAAUGCGGGAUCGAGGCCUCUCCUGGCCAGAAACGGCCCCUGUGGUUGUGUAAGAUCUGCAGUGAGCAGAGAGAGGUCUGGAAGAGGUCAGGGGCCUGGUUCUACAAAGGGAUCCCCAAGUUCAUCCUGCCCCUGAAGACCCCCGGCCAGGCCGAUCACCCCUCCUUCCGACCGUUGCCUGUGGAGCCAGCAGGGCAAGAGCCCAGAAGCACUGAGACCAGCCGCGUCUAUACCUGGGCCCGAGGGAGAGUGGUUUCCAGCGACAGUGACAGCGACUCUGAUCUCAGCUCCUCCAGCCUGGAUGACAGACUCCCGCCUGCUGGGGUCAGGGGCCCGAAAGGCAGCAGACCCUGGGGGGAGUCAGGUGGCAGCGUGGAGUCACUGAAGAUGGGGCCCACCCGCCCAGCCAGCUGCCUCUCGGGGAGCCAGAGCAGCCUGGCCAGUGAGACCGGGACAGGCUCUGCUGACCCACAGUGGGGGCCCCGCACCCUGGCCGGACCCAAAGGGCCCCGGUAAAAGGCUCACCUGGGCCAGCCCCCACUGCUGACAUGGCCUCCGACGGUCCCCUCCACCUUCCCUGGACAGGGGUGCGCUUGGUGCAUGGGGCAGACUUUCCAGUGGAAGAGCUUGAGAGAGAGGGGGAGAGACAGCUGGAGUCAGACCCCUCCUGGUUCCUUCCUGACCAGUCCUGGAGCCCUUGGCCGCCAGCCCUGUCGGACGUGACCUCUAACUCAACAAACCAGUGUUUGGGGGGCUGAGUCUGCUCCCCUGCACUCAGUGCCUUUCUGCACCCCUUCUUUCCUGGGAGACCCCCAACCCCAACCCCAGCCACUCCACUCCGCUCUGACCUUUAUUUAUUGCCCUCCCCACUUCCCAGCCUACUCCUGUGUUCAUUUUAAGUUUGCUAUCGUCUUGGUUGGACUGGAAGGGCCUUCAAACCCACCUGUAGGGCCGUCCCAUGUGCACUGCUGUUUCAGAGGUGGGGCUUUCUCCAUAUUUGUAUUCAUGGAAGAAGACAUCCAGGCCUGAGGGUGACCCUUCACUGAGAAGCAUGGCCCCUAGAGAGGAGGCCAGCGGAGGUGGGAGGAGAGGUCCACCCCGCUCCCCCUCUUGUUGCAGUCCCCAGACGUGGAUACAGUCACCUCCCUCCUGGCCCAGAAGCUGCUCUUGAACUUGGUUCUCUGUUGGGUCUCUUGGAAGCCCUCCCCGGGGGUUGGUGGAGCUGGAAAGUGUUCUGGGGAACACUGAAUUCAUUCACUGAGGAGCAGCCUUCAGUUGAGUUCCCUGCUGGGGUGCGAAGCCCCCUAAGCCAUUAAUUCACUCCUCUUCAGUAGGCUCGAUUUGGCAGAAAAACACUUAAUUUAGAGUGCAGGCCAAUGCUUCUGGAAAACUCUUCCUGUAGGAGAGAGAACAUGCCCGUGUGUGUGUGUGUGCUGCCCACACCCUCCCAUCCUUCCUGCCUGCCCCGUGCCUGGUCCUUGAAGGGCCUUCCUCUCCAGUCUCUCAGACCCCCACUAUUAGCUCUUUUGCCCUUGUCACUGGCAGACAGUUUAAAAAAAAUAAAAGUCCUAUUUCCCUGUGACAAGUUAUGCUUCAGAAUAAAAACAAUAAAUAUUAGAAUUUGCAUUGAGCCACUGUGUUGAUCAAAAGGCCACAAUCACUUGUGUGUCUAAGAUGCAUAAGUAGAGAAAUGGAUGGGAAAAAAAUGUGGUACAGCGGUUGCUG